AUGGAUUAUCCGACGAUUGAUUUGGAUUUGUUUCCUUGCUGGAACAAGAACUCUUUCGCGAAGGAAUCUCUCUCCACAGUGAACUAUAAAACGAGCCAUAUCAUCUAUUCACCUUGCCCGAAAAAGGGUGUAGAUUUGAUCUGUAAUGAUCCUGACAAUACAUAUCUUCAAAGACAAUUCAACAAACAGUUGCGUGUUCGCUAUAGUGUAAUGUAACAUAGUAUUUAUAUUAUAUAUGAAAAUAUGAUAUUCUUCU
Messenger RNA from Blastocystis hominis, 256 nucleotides. RefSeq lists its product as hypothetical. Lineage: Eukaryota; Bigyra; Opalinata; Blastocystidae. The transcript has 3 exons. The coding region runs from base 1 to 216 and encodes 71 amino acids. The record is from RefSeq and is a predicted model, not a curated record.